Molecule: messenger RNA, 657 nt
Organism: Monosiga brevicollis MX1
Lineage: Eukaryota; Choanoflagellata; Craspedida; Salpingoecidae
Exons: 8
Coding region: 1-657 (218 amino acids)
Source: RefSeq, a predicted model, not a curated record
AUGGAGUCCCUUGCCUAUUUGAUGAAGGUACCAAGACGACAUGGUGCCAAUAGCUUGAAAUCGAAUGACCGUCGCUUACACUCGCCAUCUGGUGGUCAGGCACCCUCGCCUGAGUUUGUCGUGCAGUCGUUGCAGGCGGCCUACUCGUCGCGCUAUGCUGCAGAUGACAUGGCUGCGGUCACCGAACGUGCCGCCGAGGCACUGGAGAUUACCCCCGAUCAGGCCAAGCAGCUAUUUCGGAGCAUGCGCGACUUGAUCUCCACCGUCAUCUACCGAAACUGUGCCGACGACGCUGCUGUGCGCAGCAUCAUGCCUGAUACGGUGCCUGGCAAGCUCCAAGGUCUGCUGGCCAAGCUGAUCCUACAGAAUCUGGGCCCCUGGCGCGAGCAGGCUGCUUUUCAGCAAUUAUCUUUGCCGCGCCUGAAAGAAUUCAAUUGGGCGAUCGACGUGAAAACCAGCUCAGACCAAUUGGCGCGCAUGGCGCUGCCCACUGCUGUGGUUCAUCUCAAGGUGGAAGAUUUGCCACAAACAACUAAGGAAAUGCCUGCGCUGCGCGAUGUGGCUUUUGAAAUGAACAAGGAUACUCUGGAAACCAUGCUUGAUGGACUGGGCAAGAUUCAAGAGCAGUUGGCCGCCAUUGCCGGAUCUAGCUCUUAA